Molecule: messenger RNA, 5507 nt
Organism: Gadus morhua (Atlantic cod)
Lineage: Eukaryota; Metazoa; Chordata; Actinopteri; Gadiformes; Gadidae
Gene: tmem163a
Product: transmembrane protein 163a
Exons: 8
Coding region: 1381-2253 (290 amino acids)
Cellular component (GO): synaptic vesicle membrane
Molecular function (GO): zinc ion binding
Source: RefSeq, a predicted model, not a curated record
AAAAUCCUCAUCACGCCAUCAUCACGUCAAUAAAACAAAGCACCGCUGUCAGGUUGUACUUUUUCACCUCCUGGAUGAUCCUCUUUAAGACUAAGAUAUGGGAUAUGGUGGUUCCCCCCUCUUUAAAGCCAUGUUGAUUCUCUCUCAAGAGAGGGUUUUUAGGGCCCUCUAUAUCCUGUUCAGUAUCCUACGGUUGUAUAAUCCUUGCAAUGAUACAUGUCAGACUGAUGCCACUUUGGUAGUCUGGCUUCGAGAGCUCUCCAGAUUUAAGAACAAGGUUGAUGUUAAAGAGAGAGACAGAGUAUCGGGCUUGUUGUUUUCCAUUAGAGCUAUAGGCUGCAGAUCUCCAGGAUGAUGUCGUCGACGAGAUUGCAGUUCUUCAGCACCUCUGGGGGACUGCGUCCGGACCAGAAGUUUCCUCUGCCUCCGCGGGGGUGUCACUACGGCGCUGCAAGUAUUAAUCUGAGUGAACAAGCGGUCGUUUCUUUGACUUUCACUCGUAAUCUUCUGUUAGUACUGAGCGCGCGCGUGUGUGUGUGUGUGUGUGUGUGUGUGUGUGUGUGUGUGUGUGUGUGUGUGUGUGUGUGUGUGUGUGUGUGUGCGUAUGUGUGCGCGAGCGUGCGUGUGUGAUUGCGCGCACAGUCCAUGAAAGGUAAACAUCGAGCGAGCAAGAGAGAGAGAGAGAGAGAGAGAGAGAGAGGCUGUUUCUGGCUGAUGUUUUUUCCAUAAUGAAACCAUUAAAACAGCAAAACAGGCAACUUUUUCCAUCGCAGCACGGGAGCCAAUUAGACGAGCGUGCUCCAGGUAACAGUAGAAAACGUCCCCUCCUAUUACCCACGGUCAACCUUGGGGUGUGUCUGGGAGGAGGUAGGGGAGGAGGAGGAGGAGGAGGAAGGAGGGGGAGGAGGAGGAGGAGGACUUACCGGUACCGCCUGCUAAGCCCACACAGGAUCUCAGUGCUAUCGCACAGCGGCAUCUCAUCUGCCUCCGUGAACAGUGGGCGUCCCCUCACCCCUCUACUUUACUUUUCAUUCCAGUUCCUGAAAACUGUUCCCGCUAUUUAAGAGCUUCUGCUUUAGUGCGUUCGCGUGUGUGGCUCGACGUCGAAGAGGAGAAGGAGGACCGUUAUCGCUCUACUGCUGCUGAUGAUGCUGGGAUAGAUAACACAAACGGCCCACCUCCUCCUCCUCCACCUCCUCUCUCGCUCUCUCCACAUCCCAUCUCCGUCUCCUCCCGUGCACUGCGUGCGUCCCGUGCGCCGCGAACCAACCCAGGUGGGCAUCCAUCCUGGUGCUGAAUGGCUGCCGGAACAUUUUGAAAAGAAAACAGUUUGGACUUUAUUUUAAAACCUUCACUUUUGUCUAAAAAAACUUGGGCACCAUGACGGACCCGAAGACUCCGGAUUCUUCCUACCCGAUACCCGACACCAGCUUUGUGGACCCCUCUUCCACUCCAGUGCGGAACGGUCAGUGCCACCCUGGCGGGCUGGUCCACAACUACCAGCACCAGCCCAAGAGAACCAGCCUGCCCGACCAGUUCAGCUCCGGACAUGAGAUGAAAAUAACGGAGAGUGUGGAGGAAGAAGGCCUCCUGGAGAGCAGCACUCGCCUGAAGCCACACGAGGCCCAGAGCUACCGGAAGAAAACCCUGUGGGUCUCCUGGGUGUCCAUCGUGGUCACGCUGAUCCUGGCCGUGGCCGCCUUCACCGUUUCCUUUAUGAAGCACAGUGCCUCGGCCUUCGGUUUUGCGUUCGAGGCCUCGCUGGAUGUGCUGUCAUCCAUCAUCGUCGUGUGGCGCUACAACAACGCCGCUGCCGUGCACUCUGCUCAACGGGAAUAUGUUGCUUGUGUUGUGUUGGGGGCUCUGUUUGUGCUGUCCUCCAUUUGCAUAAUAGGAAAAGCCUCGCAUGACCUGGUCACCAGACUGCUUCCUGAAGUGGACGACUUCCUCUUCAGCGUGUCUAUAGUGAGCGGCCUGAGCUGCCUCAUCCUCGCCGUCUUCAAGUGCAUGCUGGCAAGAGUUCUGACCAGUCGGGCACUAAUGACUGACGCGUUCAACUCCCUGGUGGGGGGCGCCAUGGGCUUCUCCAUCCUGGUGAGUGCUGAGGUGUACAGGCACCACCCCGACGUGUGGUACCUGGACGGCACCAUCGGGGUCCUCAUCGGACUCAUCAUCCUCGCCUACGGCAUCAAGCUCCUGGUAGACAUGGUGCCCCGCGUCAGACAGACCAGGAACUACGAGCGCUUUGAGUGACCGCCGCACUGCUCAACUCAUCUCAGAGCACCCCGUACUACAUUACCCAUAAUGCCCUGCUUCCUCCACCCCCUCCCUCCGCCCAGGGCAAUGCAUUAUGGUACAUUAAGGAUCAGAACACACACAGAUAUAAAUAUUGUUUCUGCUCAUGUUUAAGUGUUUUCCAGUAUUUGGCAGAUAACUUCCUGUCUGUGACACCGAAUUGGAGUUGAUAUUAACCUGCUAAUUCUCCUGAAGUGGAGAUGAUAACAUUGCUUCACUGAAUUUCUACAUAGAACCUGCCUACAAAGAACUGCAUAAUUGAAAGGUCAAUUACCUUUGCACCAUUGCUCAAACAACCUUGUUUUAUCUAACUUCCUUUUUGGUAUUAACUGUGUGAUGAAUAUGGUGUGAUGCUUCUGUUUGGGUGUCCUACAUCUGAGUAAUAGCUGUAAUAUUCAAGCCUAACUUUUAUUGUGAUGAAAUUCAAUUGAUAGACCAGGAAAGAUUAGAAUAGGUAUUGCUGGCCGUUUUCACACCUUAUUGGAUUUCGAGUGUUAUGUUGUGUAUAGAGAAAUGUGUUUCAUUAGUGAUGUGCCAAAAGCACUAAUGACUUAGGUUAUUUGAAAAGCCCUAGUUUAGAUUAUUAACAGGUAAAUAGACCAAGUGCAAAAUGUAAAAUGUUAAAAAGUUUUUCGGUAAAAUAUACGAAAACAAAGAAUGUAUUAAAUUACUUAAAAGUACAUAUAUAUUAUUUUAUAUUUGUGCAAAGAAAUGGUUGAUUCAAGAUUUAUAUCCAGCAAUACUGGAAGAGGUAUUGGAUUACAUUUGCCAUGAAUAAUAUAGACCUUAAGUUAUUCCAUUUAUUUUGAUAAUAAUAUUGCAUAUGGUUUCUUUAAGCAUUAUAGUUUUGAUUAUAUAUCAUCAAAUUCUUUGAAACAAACCUGCAAAAAAGUUUUUUUCCUGCAAGCAUUUUCAUGUGCCAUCAUCGCUUUAUAUUUAUUGACAUUUGUUUUUAUUUAUAUUUGUAUUGUUUACAUCUCUAAAUAUUUUGCUACAAACAAAAAAUGAAUAAUUUAUAAAAAAUAAUAAAUACAGCAAAGCUCUGUGAAAGAACGGAUCAGCUAGUUUUAUCAAGGCCGACAAAGUUUGGCAUAGAUAGUGAAUGAUUCUCACGAUAUUUAACUGAAAUCUUAAAUGUAUUUUGCUUGGAAUCAUCUCCAGCUGCUAAAUAGAAAGAGCACAAUGUGAAUAUACCGUAUGUUUAAUACACUGUUUGGGUCACAGUCGCCCACAUUGCAAUGAAAGACUCAUGUCUGUCUGGGGGUUGUCAUUCUCUAUAAGGGGGGACUUUAACCUCUGCAUCGAAUAGGUCCCCGUGGGAACGCGGUGUGUCUGCCGCCUCCGCUUCUGUGGUUCUGAGCAUAGUCAAAAGGCAAAAGACCCCAAAGUCACUCAUUCGGGAUGAUACGGUGAUAUUUAUCAUGUGAGGAUGAUGGGUCGUACAAAUGAACAUUUAAGCAAACCUCCAUCAAUCUGUCCAUCAUAAAUGGACUGCAGAAACUAAACAUGGCAUGAAAGACGAGGCUGGCCUUUCAGCGGCCUCUGAAGGCUACAUGGGUGACGUAGAGACCCAACACCGAGGUUCAGUUUGGCCUUUACGCAACAGACUAGUCAGUACUACCAUGUAGCUCCUCUGUGGUUUUGAAGAUUAGGCAGUCCAUUAGGCAGUCCUCACAGUACUGUGGGGUUGACAACGUUCAAUGAUGUAACUCUCAAACCUGAAGCCUCCGAGUUUAUUUACUGAAAGGAUUCAAUCAAUUCAUACAUAAAAUAAUAGAAGAUGAACUCUCCCCUGUAGCUGCAUGUACCCAUCUGGUGAAUAGAAGACAAUCCGUUUCAAUCCGUUCCCCUGGAAGGCCCAAUGUUUACACACUGACAAGCACAUGGAUGACUGAUUUUCAGAUUUCCAUCUGUCUCCACUAGGUGGCGCCCUGAGUAUUCAAGAGGACAUCAUGUAUCUAAAGGUUAAACAGCAGCAUCUCACCUUUGUUUACAUAACAGUCAUCACUUUUGUUCAGAAUGAAUUAUAAUAACUGGAUGUCUGAAUUAUGAAAGACGUUCAUUCAAGUGGCUUUCGCAGUUUUUUUUAAACGGUCCAGCACACACGUUGGUGCUUUUGAGCAACAGGACACAGAAAUCAAAAGUGAAGGCUGUGAAAAAGGGACAUAGUGCAGGUUUGACUUUUUAAAAUUGUAUUCUAUUUUAUCCAACAAAGUUUUCUUCAUUCUUUAUUUCUUUAAAUACAUGUAGUCUUCCUUGCAAUCUAGGAUCUUUACUCCAGAGGACAUCAGUACAUCAGGUUUUCCUAUUUUCUCUUUUUCAAAGUUAAGGUUUCACACUAGACAUGUGAGGUCACAAAUCGACAAAUAGAAAAUAGUCUAAUCGGUUGAUGCUAUCACUCCAAAUGAGUCACAAUGUAUUUUUGUUUUUUACGAGAGAAUUUUUACUUCUAGAUGCUUAUUUAGACUAUGGCAACUUUCCUUAGAGACAUUUAAGAUUAGCCUGUGCUUCCCAUGCCAAGUUACAGGAUGAGGUCACGCCCAUAUAAAUCCAUAAAGUAGUGCGAAAAAAAUGUAAGCAAUAAGCUCUGCGAUGAAGAUUUCACCUCUCCAUUUGUAUUACCUAUCAAACCUUUUAGAUGAUAGAAUAAAGUUAACGUCCCCACAUUUGCUUUUUUCCGCUUUAUUCUUAAACUUCAAUCUAAUUGAACUUCAAUCUAAUUGAAUUCUUUCAAUGCAUAUACACAUUACUCUUAGGGCACAUAAUGGCUUCCCAACUGAUGGGUGUACCAUUUAUGAUUGUUUAAACUGUAACUGUAUGAAUGAAUAAUGGGUGCUUUACCUCCUGUUUGUAUAAAACAUGGAUCACAUAGGUAAUCUCUAGAUAAAGCUAUAUACACCAAUUCUGUCUCUAGGCUUUGCAUGGACUGUUUUCCAACAGUGUCAACAGUUAGUUAGAAACGUUUUAUGUGUGACUUACACACACACAAACACAAACAAACACAUGCAAAAACACACACAGAAAGUAGUAUCUCUCAAUUUCCACCAAGUGUUGAUGACAAUGUAGUAUAAUAUUUGUCUGUUUGUAUAUAUAUUCAUGGUAUAAUAGAGGCUGUAAGCAUAUUUAUGUAAAAUAAACAUGUGAAUUCUAUUUGUUCCAGGAUGGCGCUUUUUGUUGUGCAAUAAAGUUUUAUCCUGCUUAUUUAUCGACAA